UGGAAACUCACCCAACACCCACAAAGCCAGGAAAGAAAGCAGCUCAUGUGUUCAGCACCACAACCACUAUCUCUCUCCCCAUUUAUAUUGGAGCUCUGAACCUCCACUUCUCAACUUUCCCUGUUCCAUAAAAUGUCGCAGUGGGCUUGUGUCUCUGCCACCAACUUGAGCUACCAAGCCAACCUCAUCAACACCCAAAACCCACAAACCACUCCCAGAUAUGAUGCGCUCUCCUUUCACGGCAGUGAAAUUGUUGCUCGGAAUUUUGGGUUUCUGAGCUCACAAGCUACUACUAGUAUUGGUAAAAGGCUGAGGAAGGGUGCUCUCCCUUUGAAGGUGGUUUGUGUGGAUUAUCCGAGACCCGAGCUUGACAAUACUGUAAAUUUCUUAGAAGCUGCGCUCUUGUCUUCCUCCUUUCGAUCCUCUUCUCGCCCAGCUAAGCCCCUGAAGGUUGUGAUUGCUGGUGCAGGUUUGGCUGGGUUGUCAACUGCAAAGUAUUUGGCAGAUGCAGGUCAUAAACCCAUACUACUCGAAGCAAGAGACGUUUUGGGUGGAAAGAUUGCAGCAUGGAAAGAUAAAGAUGGAGACUGGUAUGAGACAGGCCUACAUAUAUUUUUUGGGGCUUAUCCAAAUAUUCAGAACUUGUUUGGAGAGCUUGGUAUCGAUGAUCGAUUGCAGUGGAAGGAACACUCUAUGAUAUUUGCAAUGCCAAACAAGCCAGGAGAGUUCAGCCGGUUUGAUUUCCCUGAAGUUCUGCCAGCACCCUUAAAUGGAAUAUGGGCCAUAUUAAAGAACAAUGAGAUGCUGACAUGGCCAGAAAAAGUGAAGUUUGCUAUCGGACUUGUGCCAGCAAUUCUUGGUGGACAGGCUUAUGUUGAAGCUCAGGAUGGCUUGACUGUAAAGGAGUGGAUGACAAAACAGGGGAUACCUGAUCGAGUAACUACUGAGGUGUUUAUUGCCAUGUCAAAGGCCCUUAACUUUAUUAAUCCUGAUGAGCUCUCAAUGCAAUGCAUAUUGAUUGCUUUGAAUCGAUUUCUUCAGGAGAAACACGGUUCCAAGAUGGCUUUCCUUGAUGGAAGUCCUCCCGAGAGACUCUGUCAACCAAUCGUUGAUCAUAUCCAGUCAUUGGGGGGUGAAGUCCGGCUUAAUUCCCGAUUACAGAAGAUUGACCUAAAUAAUGAUGGAACAGUGAAGAGUUUUGUACUACAAAAUAACAGUGUGAUUGAAGCGGAUGCUUAUGUAUCUGCCGCUCCAGUCGAUAUCUUCAAGCUUCUAGUGCCUGAAAACUGGAAAGAGAUUCCAUAUUUCAAGAAAUUGGACAAACUAGUUGGGGUUCCAGUCAUCAAUGUACACAUAUGGUUUGACAGAAAACUAAAGAACACAUAUGAUCACCUACUUUUUAGCAGAAGUCCUCUUCUAAGUGUGUAUGCUGAUAUGUCGGUAACAUGUAAGGAGUAUUACAAUCCAAAUCAGUCUAUGCUGGAGUUGGUUUUUGCACCAGCAGAAGAAUGGAUUUCACGCAGUGAUGCAGAAAUUAUUGAUGCUACACUCAAAGAACUUGCAAAGCUCUUUCCCGAUGAGAUAGCUGCAGAUCAAAGCAAAGCGAAGAUUUUGAAGUACCAUGUUGUUAAAACACCAAGGUCUGUGUACAAAACUAUACCAGAUUGUGAACCUUGUCGUCCGUUGCAAAGAUCUCCCUUGGAGGGUUUCUAUUUAACUGGUGACUAUACAAAACAAAAAUACUUAGCCUCUAUGGAAGGUGCUGUUCUAUCAGGGAAACUUUGUGCACAGGCGAUUGUACAGGACUAUGAAUUGCUCGUUGCUCGGGGCCAGAAAAGGUUGGCAGAGGCAGGUGCUCGAUGACCCAUAAAACUUUAUAGAGGCGACUUUGCAACUGUUGUGGACAGUGAUUGAAAGAUUGAUUAGGUUAGUUGUUGUAAAUGAUUGGAUUUUCAACAAUUAGCCACCGAUCAUCCCCUCAGAAAUGUAUGCAAAGAAGAGUUGUCCAGCACUUUGAUAGUGCUGUAUUAACAUUGGUGUCAAUUAUAGUAAUGCCAUAUAUGAUCUUAUUGUGUGCGUGUA
Rosa rugosa (rugosa rose) is the source of this 2082-nucleotide messenger RNA. Its product is annotated as 15-cis-phytoene desaturase, chloroplastic/chromoplastic. Gene Ontology annotation, biological process: carotenoid biosynthetic process. The record is from RefSeq and is a predicted model, not a curated record. Gene Ontology annotation, cellular component: chloroplast thylakoid. NCBI's taxonomy places the organism in Eukaryota, Viridiplantae, Streptophyta, Magnoliopsida, Rosales, Rosaceae. The transcript is spliced from 14 exons. The coding region runs from base 133 to 1863 and encodes 576 amino acids. Gene Ontology annotation, molecular function: phytoene dehydrogenase activity.